AUGGCACCCUAUUUUAGGAUACUACUAGCCACCAGGGCCCGCGGGGCUCUAACCACCAGGGCCCGCGGGGCUCUAACCACCAGGGCCCGCGGGGCUCUAACCACCAGGGCCCGCGGGGCUCUAACCACCAGGGCCCGCGGGGCUCUAACCACCAGGGCCCGCGGGGCUCUAACCACCAUGGCCCGCGGGGCUCUGAUAACUGACCUCUCUCACCUCUCUAGUUAUAACAGUGGGACCUGUGUAGAUGGUGAUAACUGGUAUCGAUGUGAAUGUGCUCCAGGCUUCGCUGGGCCAGACUGCAGGAUCAAUAUCAACGAGUGCCAGUCUUCUCCCUGUAUCUUUGGUUCCAGCUGUAUUGAUGAGAUCAAUGGCUACCGCUGCCUGUGUCCCCAAGACAGAGCUGGACCCCGUUGUCAGGAAGUGACACAGAGGCCGUGCUCGGUGAACGGUCGUCUGACCGCUGAAGGAGCGAAGUGGGAUGAGGACUGCAACACCUGUCAGUGUUUUAAUGGGAAGGUGGUGUGUACCAGGAUGUGGUGUGGUCCUAAGUCGUGCCGGGUCAGCGGUGGGGUCAAAGGUCGAGGCAGCGGAGGAGGCGGGGCCGGGUGUCGGUCUGGUCAGAGCUGUGUACCAAUCAGGGAGGAGCAGUGUUUUGUCCGGCCGUGUCUGAAUCUUGGGGAGUGCCUCCCCUCCUCCCCACCAACCACCAAAUGUCACCCCAGCUCCGGUUACCACGACAACAGCUGCUCCAACAUCACGUUUACGUUCACCAAGGAGACCAUGCCCAGGGGUCUGAGUAUCGAGGCAGUGUGUAAGCAGCUGAGACAACUCUAUGUGCUGAAUAAUGUGUCCUCUGAGUAUUCUGUUUCCAUAACCUGUGACCCUUCAACCUCCGCCAGCAACGAGAUCCAUCUCAGCAUCUACACAGAGGCCCACCCGAUGGACAGAUCCCCUAUAAAGGAGAUAACAGAUAGGCUCGCCGAUCUGGUGUCUAAACACCAUGGCAAUAACAGCAUCAUCACCGCCAUCGCCAAGGUCCGUGUGCAGCGGAGGCCUAGCGCCAGCCAGACGGACUACCUAGUACCCUUGCUGUCCUCUGUCUUCAUUCUCCUCUGCAUCCUGGCGUUGGUCUCAGUCUUCCUCUACUGCGUGCGUCGCCGUCGGAAACAUGGCAGUCACCAUGGCAACGGAGCCUUGUCGUCCGCGGCAACCGACGACAACACAACCAACAAUGUGCGUGAGCAGCUCAACCAGAUCAAGAACCCGAUCAACGAGAAACACGCCGGAGGCGGCGGCCAUCUAACAACAUCGGUGGCCAUCAAGGACUACGAGGAUAAGAACUCGAUCAUCGCCAAGGUACGGACACACCGCCCCCCGGAGGGGGAGGAGGACAACGAUAAAGAGAGACAUAUGGGGAACAAAGGACGCUUUGCGGUUCCAGCCAAACAACCCGCCUACACACUGGUGGAGCGGGAAGACUGGGGCCUCAAUGGAGGCCUGGGGGCCAACGGGCCCAACGAAGGGGACGGCAGGACCCCGGUGCAGCCCAGCUCCAAACACUGGACUAAUAAACAGGACAACAGAGCCCUGGAGACGGCACACAGCAUGAACAGGAUGGACUACAUCGUAUAGCAGGAAGUGACGUUGGAGGCAGGAAAUAAACGCUGUGUAAAGAAUUCUCCUUCCUGGACUUUAUGGUCACCCCGGCAACGUGGUCCUUCUGACACGUUCUGUGGACAGUGUUGCCGUGCAACCAAACCCUUUGAUCAUGCUGAAGAGGACCAGGGGGUGUUCUGGGAUUUGUAGUUUUGUAGUUCCUAAACUGUUACGUCAUUAUUCUGUGACUACAAGGUUGUUUUUUGGGGGGGAUAUAAUGAAUGGUACGUCAGAUGUUGUACCCUGUUCUCUAUUUAGUGCACUGCUUUUGACCAGAGCCCUAUGGGCCAAGUGUACGUUGUAGGGAGUAGGUUGCUGUUUUAGACGUUGUUCCUGAUAAUUUAAUGCUAGCUGGCUACACUGGCAGAGCAGGUUGCUUUGGUUGGCUGGAUAAGAGGGUGUUGUGUUUUCACAUUUCAACACGACACCUAUUCCCUAAAUAACGCACUACUUUUGAGCAGAGCCCUAUGGGCCCUGGUCUAAAGUAGUGCACUAUGUAGGGAUUAGGGGGCCAUUUCAGACACGCAUUGCUUUAAUGUAUUUCUCUCUCUCUCUAGUAGGUAUAAACUAGUUUUGUUUGCCUUUUCAGUUUCAUAGCAAUGUCAUGAAAUUAAACCAAAAAUAAAUCCAACUUUAGAAUGAUUUAUUUGGGCGGGUGGGGUCGAUGUCAGCAGUUGCAAUAUGAAGAAUUUGUGUCUGUUUAGAAUGUGUAGAUAUGUACAUUUCUUCUUUUUUUUUUUUUCAUUAAUCAUUGUGUAUAUUUGAUUUAUUAACUUAAAUAAUUAAUCAAGAGCCUUUCCUUUUUAUUUAUAUGUUCUGUCUCUACAGGCUUAGUUUCUUUUUUUGAUAGUGAACAUGGUUUUCAUUUACAAAAUGCCCCCAAAAAAAAAUGCUUCUUUUUUUUUUUGUUGCCUGAAAUAUUUGUUGUUGUUUUGUUUCUGAUUCUACAGCGUCCAUUUUGUUUAUGAUUCUACAGCGUCCAUUUUGUUUAUGAUUCUACAGCGUCCAUUGUUGCUUAGACUUUGCAGGCUAGAGGGGGAAGAAGAAAUAAAAACAAAAUACAAAAUAAAUGGUUGCUUUUGGGUUGUAAAACGAUUCCGAGAUUGAGUGUAAGUGGCAGACAUUUUCCUUGUGACUACUAAUUUAACAAAAAUCCUUUAGCAGCAUCAUAAGUCACUCAUAAUCACAUACUCAGAAAACAAGUAUAUCUUGUCCCACAUGGCACCCUAUUCCCUAUGGGCCCUGGUCAAAAGUAGUGCACUAUAAAGUGAAUAGGGUGCCAUUUGGGAUGUAACCCAAUCAUACUUGAAUGGUAGAGGGUCAACAGUCCCGGAUCGGUUUGUGCUAUCAAAUCCAUUGCAUGCAUGAUUUGGCAAGAUGGCACAAACCGAACAGGGCCUGUAAAUUCAUACAUUCUUUCAGAAUAAGAGAGCUGAUCUAGGAUCAGGUCCUGCCUGUUCAUAUAAAUUGUAUUCAUUAUCCGAAAAGGCCAAACUGAUCCUUAUACCAGCACUAUGAAUUGUGGGCCCUGGGACUCUUGAGGGGAUAUACUAUGAAGCAGCAUCAAUUCGUUAGCCAGCUAAAUUUAUAAUAAAUAAUGAUGUAACUUUUUAUGGUCCCACAUGGCACCCUAUUCCCUAUGGGCCCUGGUCAAAAGUAGUGCACUAUAAAGUGAAUAGGGUGCCAUUUGGGAGAGAACAAACACCUCAAACGGACCGUUACAUUUAAAAAAAAUUUUAAAGCUUCCUGUUUCCUUAUUGGCUGCAGUCGACUCACAUGAAUAUAUUUUAUGUCCGUUAUGCCCACACCAUUAAAACACGGAAAAGCUGCUUAACAUACUUAAUUAUUUUUUAGGAAGGAAAAAUGUCACUCAUUUGUAAUUAAUUAUACGUGAUAUUUCAUAAAUCUAGAAACGAUGGACAAUGAGGAAAGAUAAAACUUGUGUUUUUGGUUGUGUUGACCCAUUUGGACAAUGUUCAAGUUGAUUUUUCAAGUAAGUUAUUUACAAAUAUUUAGUCAAUUUAGCUCAAGCAUUGACCCUGCUUGGUUGUGUGCUGCCGGAAGACUUCUUUAGUUUCUGUUUCAACUAUAAAGACGGACAUGUUUUCUCUUUCUGAGAUCAUGGCAACAUUCAUUUCCUGUCCUUUUUCCACCUUUUCUGUUAUGAGAAUGUAUUAUGUGUUGAUGUUGCAAUUCUGGCAAUAUUUUUGAAAGUCAAUAUUUAUUAAAUAUUUUUUAUGAAAAGAGAAAUUAAAAACUGUCACCGUUCUGGA
Messenger RNA from Oncorhynchus nerka (sockeye salmon), 3929 nucleotides. RefSeq names its product jagged canonical Notch ligand 1b (gene jag1b). Gene Ontology annotation, molecular function: peptidase inhibitor activity; calcium ion binding; Notch binding. The record is from RefSeq and is a predicted model, not a curated record. The transcript has 8 exons. The coding region runs from base 1 to 1632 and encodes 543 amino acids. NCBI's taxonomy places the organism in Eukaryota, Metazoa, Chordata, Actinopteri, Salmoniformes, Salmonidae. Gene Ontology annotation, biological process: Notch signaling pathway.